Plasmopara halstedii is the source of this 1947-nucleotide messenger RNA. Its product is annotated as dead deah box helicase. The record is from RefSeq and is a predicted model, not a curated record. Bases 1 to 1947 code for a protein of 648 amino acids. Gene Ontology annotation, biological process: positive regulation of transcription by RNA polymerase I; translation. Gene Ontology annotation, molecular function: ATP binding; RNA binding; structural constituent of ribosome. NCBI's taxonomy places the organism in Eukaryota, Oomycota, Peronosporomycetes, Peronosporales, Peronosporaceae. The transcript is spliced from 3 exons. Gene Ontology annotation, cellular component: intracellular anatomical structure; ribosome; nucleolus.
AUGACUGCAGGUAAUGGGCAUCACCCUAGCACGCAGCGUAAGCGUUCAAUGCAAUCACUAAGUACAGGCACAAUGCACCACCAAAAGAAACACCGGCAUCGCUUUAACCACGGCAGUUCACCUGUCUCCGAGUUGCAACGCACUCGUCAGUGUCUCCCAAUCUACGCUCACCGUAGUAAAAUCAUCGAGUCGAUUAAUUGCAAUCAAGUAGUGAUCCUCGUCGGUGAAACGGGUAGCGGCAAGACAACGCAAAUUCCACAGUAUAUAUGGGAAAAUGACCGCAAUCAAGCACGUGUAGCUAUUACACAGCCACGUCGCGUUGCUGCCAUUACAGUGUCUCAACGCGUGUGUGAGGAGGUUAAUUGCGGACCGCUAGGUGACACUGUUGGCUAUUGCGUACGGUUUGACGAUACGACAUCGAAAAACACGCGGUUGAAGUUUAUGACGGAUGGUAUGCUGGUACGAGAGGCGUUGCUAUCCCCGACGCUCGAUAGGUACUCGGUGGUGGUGCUCGACGAGGCCCACGAACGUACGCUUCAAACGGACAUUUUGUUUGGCAUUGUCAAGCGCGCCAUGCGCAAUCGCAAAAACCUCAAGGUGGUGGUUAUGUCGGCUACGCUAGAUGUCGUGCUGUUUAAACGAUUCUUUGAUGACUUCAAGCCGGCGGUGAUUCAAAUUCCAGGUCGCAUGUUCCAGGUGGAUAUGUUUUACACAGCCAAAACCCAACCAGAUUACCUCGACUCGGCACUAGUCGCGGUGCUUCAGAUUCAUUUAGACGAGAAACUGAACGAAGGCAGUAUUUUGGUGUUCCUUACGGGUCAGGAAGACAUAGAGACACUGGAAACACUUCUUGAAGAGUACGCCCGAUCUUUGCCUGCCGACGCACUAAAGCUCAUGGUUUGUCCUAUAUUUGCUGCUAUGCCGCGGGAACAGCAAAUGAAGGUGUUUGAACCGGCGCCCGCAGGAGUGCGCAAAGUGAUUUUAGCCACAAACAUUGCAGAGACCUCGAUCACGAUCAACGGCAUCCGUUAUGUCAUAGACACAGGGCUGGUCAAGCAGCGCUCGUUUAUUGCUUCAAGCGGCAUGGAAAUGCUUCAGACGGAGUCAGUUUCCAAAGCCCAAGCGUGGCAGCGUACGGGUCGUGCCGGUAGAGAAGGUCCCGGCAUCUGUUAUCGCUUGUUUCCAGAGGAAACGUUUGAACAGCUUCCCGAUCGCGCGAUCCCAGACAUUCAGCGCGUAAGUUUGGAAGUUGUGGUAUUGCAGCUGAAAUGUAUGGGCAUUAACGAUGUGCUGGGCUUCGAUUUCAUCGAAAAGCCACUCAAGACAUCUCUGAUAAAGGCUUUGGAAAAGCUUUACGCGUUAAGUGCAUUGAACAAUCAAGGUAACCUGACGACACGGGGUCGACAAAUGGCUGGUCUUCCUGUCGAGCCCAUGUAUGCCGUGAUGCUACUCAAAUCGACCGAACUAAGCUGUGCUGAAGAAGCACUGACAGUUGUGGCCAUGCUUUCCGUGGAAUCUGUCUUCUAUUCUCCUAACGAUCGAAAGGCGGAGGCAGCACAGUCUCGGGCGCGUCCCUCGCUCGUUCACUUUAUCCGACUGAACCUCGUUACAAUGGUCGCUUCUUCUGGUCAACCUACUCGUCUUUACGUCAAGGGUGUGUUCCUUGGGUACAAGCGUGGUCUGCGAAACCAGUACUCGCACACAGCCUUGGUCAAGAUUCAGGGACUAACAGACAAGAAGGACGUGGACUUUUACCUGGGCAAGAAGAUUGCUUACAUUUAUAAAGCUAAGUCUUUGAAGAAUGGAUCCAAGUUUCGCGUCGUGUGGGGUAAGGUGAUGCGAGCUCACGGAAGCAAUGGCGUCGUGCGUGCGAAGUUUGCCAAGAACCUUCCGGCUGAAGCCAUGAGCAAGAGUGUGCGCGUUAUGCUGUACCCCAGCCGCGUUUAA